Messenger RNA from Drosophila persimilis, 1349 nucleotides. It is a transcript of the gene eIF3m, whose product is annotated as eukaryotic translation initiation factor 3 subunit M. The record is from RefSeq and is a predicted model, not a curated record. The transcript is spliced from 3 exons. Gene Ontology annotation, biological process: cytoplasmic translational initiation. The coding region runs from base 40 to 1203 and encodes 387 amino acids. Gene Ontology annotation, cellular component: eukaryotic translation initiation factor 3 complex; cytoplasm. Gene Ontology annotation, molecular function: translation initiation factor activity. Lineage: Eukaryota; Metazoa; Arthropoda; Insecta; Diptera; Drosophilidae.
AGAUUUGAUUCAAUAAAUUGGAAUACAAUUAUUAGCAAUAUGACUUCGCAUCCGGUUUUCAUUGACCUUUCCUUGGACGAGCAGGUGCAAGAGCUGCGCAAGUAUUUCAAGAAGUUGGGAGCUGAAAUCUCAUCGGAGAAAUCCAACAAAGGCGUUGAAGAUGAUUUGCACAAAAUCAUUGGCGUCUGCGAUGUUUGCUUUAAAGAUGGAGAGCCUUCUCAGAUCGACGGCAUCCUCAAUAGCAUAGUGUCCAUAAUGAUAACGAUCCCCCUGGACCGCGGAGAGAACAUUGUGUUGGCGUACUGCGAAAAGAUGACCAAGGCGCCGAACCAGCCGCUGGGCAAGGUGUGCUUGCAGUCGCUGUGGCGUCUGUUUAACAAUCUGGACACGGCCUCACCCUUGCGCUACCAUGUCUACUACCAUCUGGUGCAGGUGGCCAAGCAAUGCGAACAGGUUUUGGAAGUCUUCACUGGAGUGGAUCAGCUAAAAACUCAGUUUGCCAAUUGCCCGCCAUCCUCUGAACAAAUGCAGAAGUUGUACCGCCUGCUCCAUGAUGUCACCAAGGAUACUAACAUGGAGCUCUCUUCCAAGGUAAUGAUUGAGCUGCUGGGCACAUAUACGGCUGACAAUGCCUGUGUGGCACGCGAGGAUGCCAUGAAGUGCAUUGUCACCGCCCUGGCCGAUCCCAAUACAUUCCUGCUGGAUCCGUUGCUAGCGUUGAAGCCAGUGCGCUUCUUGGAGGGCGAUCUCAUCCACGAUUUGCUUUCCAUUUUUGUCUCUGACAAAUUGCCAUCGUACGUUCAGUUCUACGAGGAUCACAAGGAGUUUGUCAACUCUCAGGGACUAAACCACGAACAGAACAUGAAGAAGAUGCGCCUGCUGACGUUCAUGCAGUUGGCCGAGAGCAAUCCAGAAAUGACCUUCGAUACCCUGACCAAGGAGCUGCAAAUCACCGAAGAUGAAGUGGAACCCUUCGUCAUCCAGGUGCUCAAGACGAAACUGGUGCGUGCUCGCUUGGAUCAGGCCAACCGCAAGGUACACAUUUCAUCGACCAUGCAUCGUACAUUUGGCGCACCGCAAUGGGAACAGCUGCGGGACUUACUGCAGGCCUGGAAGGAGAACCUGAGCUCAGUCCGUGAUGGUCUCACAAAUGUUUCAUCCGCGCAAUUGGAUUUGGCCCGCACACAAAAGCUGAUACACUAGGCAGCCGUCAUAAAUGGUACAUAAAAACGAAACAUAAUCGAAAUGAUUGGCCAAGAAAAAACAAAUAUUUCGGGGCGUUUGAAUUACAAACUAAAUUAUUUUCAAGAAUGCGUAGAAAGCUUGAAUAAAUUUCUAAGUAAAUCGAA